This is a messenger RNA of Pangasianodon hypophthalmus (striped catfish), 3510 nucleotides long. It is a transcript of the gene chkb, whose product is annotated as choline kinase beta. Gene Ontology annotation, cellular component: cytoplasm. NCBI's taxonomy places the organism in Eukaryota, Metazoa, Chordata, Actinopteri, Siluriformes, Pangasiidae. The transcript is spliced from 12 exons. Gene Ontology annotation, molecular function: ethanolamine kinase activity; choline kinase activity. Bases 32 to 1423 code for a protein of 463 amino acids. The record is from RefSeq and is a predicted model, not a curated record. Gene Ontology annotation, biological process: phosphatidylethanolamine biosynthetic process; CDP-choline pathway.
AGAGAAACCGUUUGCGAAGGCUGAAACCCGAAUGACUUCCUGUUGGACUUAUACAGUGCACUACAUAGGGUGUAGAAGACGUUAUCACAUACGCUAUGUAGAACACCUACUGAGGGAGCGAGGAGACAGUUGGGACUUAACCGAAGGCGGAACAGCAUUUAUUAGCGCUGUAGAGGCUUUCCCGCUUGGCUGGGUUUCUCCGGACAUCAUGCAGGCCGGACAGAGCUGUACCGCGUGUGCGGGAGAUGCCCCUUCACACAAAUCCGCUGGGAACGGUCCGCUGGAGAACCCCGCGAUCAGAGAGCUGGUGGACGCGAACGGGGACGAGGACUCCGAGGCGGAAUCGUACCAGGACGGGAGGACCGAGGGGGUGGACCGGGAGACGAGGAGCCGAGCUUUCACGUGGUGUCAGAGCUUUCUGUCUGGGGCGUGGAAGACCAUCACUCAGGAGGAUUUUGAGAUCAGCAUCGUAAGUGGUGGACUCAGCAACCUGCUCUACAAAUGCAGCUUACCCGAUCAUGUGAAUCCCAUCAGGGCUGAACCUUCCUGUGUGCUGCUGCGCAUCUAUGGGGCCAUUUUACAGGGAGUGGACUCAUUGGUGUCUGAGAGUGUGAUGUUUGCCAUUCUAGCAGAGCGAGAGUUGGGUCCUCGUCUCUAUGGCAUCUUCCCAGAGGGACGUUUGGAAGAGUAUCUUCCUAGUAAGCGCCUGUGCACAGAGCACCUGCAACACCCAGACAUCUCGGCUGAAAUAGCCAAUAAGAUGGCCCGUUUCCACCGUAUGGUCAUGCCCUUCAAUAAAGAGCCCAAAUGGCUGUUUGUGACCAUGGAGAGGUACAUGGAGCAAAUCAACAAUAUUACAUUUGUACGCGAAGCUCACAUCAAGAAGUUCAAGAAGCUGAUGAAGUACGAUCUUCCGGCUGAGCUGGCGAAUCUGAGAGCACUGCUGGCAGAGACACCUUCACCUGUGGUCUUCUGUCACAAUGAUGUACAAGAAGGAAACAUCCUGCUGUUGGACAGCCGAGAUCAGGAUUCCUCUGAUAAACUGAUGCUUAUUGACUUUGAGUACAGCAGCUAUAAUUACAGGGGUUUUGACUUUGGGAAUCAUUUCUGUGAGUGGGUGUAUGACUACACAUAUGAUAAGUGGCCUUUUUAUAAGGCAAACCUGGACAACUACCCGACCAGAGAACAGCAGCUGCACUUCUUCAGAAACUACUUGUCCGAGAAUGAAGAUUCUGUACGUGAAGACCAAGCCGAGAUGGAACAGAUGAUCACUGAAGCAAACAGGUUUGCCCUUGCCUCUCAUUUCUUCUGGGGUCUGUGGUCCAUCAUUCAAGCCAGAAUUUCCAAGAUUGAAUUUGGAUACAUGGAUUAUGCCCAGCACAGGUUUGAUUCAUACUUCAAGCAGAAAAAGCUUUUUGCCUAAUCAACUGUUGGAGAAGGUUUCUGGAUGGAUCAGACCUCAGAUGAGCACAUCUUUCAUUCAUUUUUCCCCCUUUUUACUAUUUUACUUAGGAAAUAGUAAAAAUACCGUGAACGGUUCCAUCGGUGAACACGUGGUCAGUUAUUUCUUACUUCAUAAUUUGCUCCUCGUUGUCUACUGUAAUUUUCUCUAAUUGUCUUGCUUGGAGCACAAAUCUCCAGUAAUACAGCAACAACCACAGAUAUAACAGAUAUCCUCAUGUCUAAUCUCAUCCAAGCACUUACGUAUACAGUACAUAUUGUUAUAUUUAUUGCAAUUUACUGUAUGUUUAUUUUCAUUUUUUGACUUUUGACAAUGAUGAACCUCCUGAAUCUUGAAUGUUAACUGUGUGUGUGUGUGUGUGUGUGUGUGUGUGUGUGUGUGUGUGUGUGUGUGUGUGAGAGAGAGAGAGAGAGAGAGAGAGAGAGAGAAAGCUUGUUUUCUGUGUAUAGCUGCACAGUUCAGUGUAUACAUGAGGGUCCACACUAGUUAUCAUUACAUAUAAUUCCAUAUUUCAUACAAUACUGUAAGCUUUGCCUAUCCUCUCCCUCUAUUCUCUUUCUGAGCAUGUAUUAAGAAGCACACAGCUUGUUUGUGCACUGAUGUGUAGUCUGAGGUAAUAUAAGAAUUCUUGGCUUUUUACUUUAAGUCACUGAGACUGUUAACACUUUAAUCGGGAAUAUGUGGAAAGUCGCAGGAGCAGGCGGGUGAAUUUUACUCUCAAAUGGGCGUUAGUGGGCAGUGAAACUUGUAGGACAAAGAUAGGCUAUGUCCAUUAACAUAGGAGCUUGUUGUGUGCUGUGGGUUGUUUGCACAGCACGCUUACUGUAUUUGUUUAUUCAUCUUCAGUAACUGCUUUAUCCUGGGCAUGGUAACUGGUUUAAAAUAACUAAAUUCUUCAAAAUGUGGAGAACCAACCAUGGUUGUUAGAAAAUACCAUGGGUGAGUGAGUACAAACAAAAUAAUAAGUGCAGGAGUGGGUGGGUUUGGAAUUAUAAAAACACUUCUAUAGCAAACCCCUGAAAGCUACCACGUUGUAGGGAUUUGGAGCAUUAUUAAUGCUUUAAAGUUUCAGUUGUAAUGAAAACAGUUAUGGUUACUACAACAGUUUUUAACUGUUUUUAAUUGUGGUACUGAGGGGGUUCGUAAGGGGACUGCACUCAGAUCAACACCUGCAGGUUAGUAUAUCACAUCCGGCAGUUCGUGUGUUUGUACCACAAUUGUUUGAACGUUAACCUGAAAGACUGAAAGUUAAAUACUGAAGGCAAGUAUUAUUUCUGGAACUUAGUGUGUGAAUAGUUAAUAACUUUUAUAUGUCUUUUAUGUUUUGUUUUGUUUUUUUAAUUUGGCUAAAUGGCCAAUCUGCUUGCACUAUAUUUCUGACUGAACAGCAUGCUUUAUUGUAGCUUACCAAGCUCAUGAUUGGAUCUUAGCCAGAUUCUUAUUUAUAGUAUGUAGCUAUAUGUUGAGUUUUUAAUUUAAACUUUUUUUGUGUGGUAUUUGAUUAUUUAUUGACCUCUAUCAGUCAUCCAAAGCAGAUCAGUACUGAAUCCAAACCAAAUAUAAAAUAUGAAAGCCACCUAAUUAUCUGGACUCAAAUAUAUAAAGAUAAAAUCCAGGCCACAAGGAUCAUUAAUGUUCCGAAUUAUUUCCAUCCUUUUAGUAUACCAGGUUUAGUUAUUUCUGAUGGAAACUGAUGCAGAGAGAUGUAUUAGUUAUGUAUUAAUAAAACGCAAAGAAUAUUCAGUACUCUGGGAGCAAUUUCAUACUGAGUGUUCGGCCCUACUCAUACUCUUUUAGUGUGUCCCUUUCCUUACUUUUCAUCAUUACAACUUCAGUUAUUUUAAUCUGUCUCACGUAUUUCUGUCUUAAAGGACCAUAACAGUGUUGAGCUGGGUCCAGUUUUCGUUUAUCAUGUAUUUGUGUUUGUUAAAAUCCUUGGCAAAUGCUUGUUUUGGUCUGUAUACACUUGCUUUCUGUGAAUUUUUUGCCUUUAUAGGACACAGCAGCCAUCAAACCUUUUACUACAAAUAAAAAUAAUUGAAAUGUAA